CGAGUCCCCGGCCGCCGCAAAGACCCCUCGGAGGCGGCGGGACAGAGCCCCGACGAUCGGACCGACGGACGGGCCCCGGGGAGCAGGGCCGAUGGACGCCUUCAGCAGCAAGAGCCUGGCCCUGCAGGCGCAGAAGCAGCUCCUGGGCAAGGUGGCCUCGAGGGCCGCGGCGGCCGCCUUCCUGGACGAGGCGAGCAGCGCGGUGCUGGACGAGCUGUACCGGGCCACCAAGGAGUUCACGCGCAGCCGCGCGGAGGCGCGGAGGCUGGCGCGCGGCCUGGUGAAGGUGGCGCUGAAGGUGGCCCUGCUGCUCCGCGGCGGCGUCCUGGGCGCCGACGGGCUGGCCGCGCUGGGGCGCCUCCGCCAGCGCGCGCGCCGCCUGGCCCUGACGGCCCUGACCUUCCAGCAGGUGGCCUUCUCCUUCGACCGGCGCGUGCUGGCCGCCGGCCUGCUCGAGUGCCGCGACCUGCUGCUCCAGGCCGCCGGGCCGCACCUCACCGCCAAGUCCCGCGGCCGCAUCGGCCACGUCUUCGGCCGCCUGGCCGACGGCGACUUCCUGGCCGCGCUCUACGGGCCCGCCGAGCCCUACCGCUCGCACCUGGGCCGCCUCUGCGACGGCCUCUCCAGGAUGCUGGACGACGGCAGCAUCUGAGCCCCGCGCCCCCGGGGUCGCUUCACCCUCCUCACCCCCCCACCGUGGCCGCGCUCCCCGGACAGCUGGCCGUCCCCUUCGGGGGACGCUGACCCGUCUGAAACAGCAGAUUUAACGACCACGUCGCCUCUCUUCCCGCCCGACCUCCGCGGGGAGCGGGAUUCAGCGUGGGGACCCCCACCACGCGCCCCCAGAGCGCCGUCCGCCCGGGGCCACCUGUCGUGGCCGCGGUAGCCGGUGGGUGACCCGCCCGCACCCUCAAAUCCCUUGACGUGUCCGAAAGCCGGGCUCCCCACUCCCUGUGUCUGGGCUUUUCGUCCUUCACACGGGGUCACGGUGAACCGGGAGGGAGUGGGACGGGGGAGCUGUGUCCCCCAAAUUCCUCUGCUGAAGUCCUAACCCCCAGCGCCUCCGAGUAUGACCUCAUUUGGAAAUAGGGUCGUUACGCAUGUCAUUAGUUAAGUCGGGUCAGACCACAGGGUGGCCCUGAUCCCGUGUGACCGCUGUCCUUAGAUAAAGGGGAUGUUUGUGCCCAGACGCAGAGAAGGGCGUAUGGAGGUACAAGCAGAAACAGGAGGGGGGUGUCUACCAGCCAGGGGACCCCAAGGAUGGCCGGCGACCCCCGGCAGCCUGGGGAGAGGGCAGAUCGGCCCUCAGAGGGAGCCACCCCGCUGACCCCGAUCUCAGACUCCGGCUCCAGAACUGGGAGCGCACGAGUGUCUGUUGUUCCGGCCGCCUGUCCGGGGUACCCUGCCCGCAGCCCCAGGACCGAUCAUGGGGAGCUGGCUGAGGGCUGCGGUGGGGCCGUCGCGAGGACGCCCCCAUCUGGUUGGGACCGCAGCCCUGGCUCCCACGUGGGAGGGGACAGAGCGUGUGGAUUCGCGAUUUUUGUUGUCAGAAGGGGGCAUGGGUAUAAAAGGUUGCACAACACGGCUGCAGGUCUGGCCAUGUCGGCGUCGGGAGGGUGUUCCUGGGCGCCCUCCGUGGAGGGGGAUGGGGAGGAACCGUGUCCCGUGACUGUUUGGCAGAACCGGGUCUGUUGAGGGCAAAGGUUGCAGACAGGAGGCCUUCAGGCAUUAGGCGAGAAGAUAGCUUUGCUUGGCCCCACCUGGCGUGAGACAUUUGGGGUUAGCUGCCAACAUUUAAAACCGAGGAAAUCGCGGGUCCCAAUCUAGAUCUGGAGUUUCUGUGCUGCCCGCAGGUGAAGCUGCACAGAGGCUGCCCCGUCUCUGCUUUGCCACAGUCCCCACCACUCCCUUUUGCCUCUCCCCAGCCUGCUGUGCUGGCUGCUGGGAGACGAUGAGCCCGGAUCCAGGGCGGCCUUGCUGUGCUCUGGUUUCUGUUUCUCUGAAAAAGCCAGAGGCUUUGGCGUGAGAGCCAGCUGUUCCCACCUCGGCCUCACCCUCUAAGGCAAACUUCUCCUCUUAUCUCCGGUCAAGAGACGGCUCUGCAAACUCAAGAACGGACGUGCGUCAAGAACGGACCCCAGAAGCCCAGACGAAACCCUUUGCCCUCAGCCCUGCUGACCGAGUAUUGUCAAGGUGCAUGACGCUUUGUACUGUCCCCUGCUGGGCUGUGCAGCCCAUCUUGACUCUUCAUAAAUUUGAGAUUUCAUUUUAAAAAACCAAAGAACACUACAGAACUCUUUAAAUAAAAGCGCACAUCUCCCAUUUGCCUUAUGUGGAA
This is a messenger RNA of Diceros bicornis minor, 2338 nucleotides long. It is a transcript of the gene TNFAIP8L1, whose product is annotated as TNF alpha induced protein 8 like 1. Gene Ontology annotation, biological process: negative regulation of TOR signaling; regulation of apoptotic process. The coding region runs from base 92 to 652 and encodes 186 amino acids. The transcript has 2 exons. NCBI's taxonomy places the organism in Eukaryota, Metazoa, Chordata, Mammalia, Perissodactyla, Rhinocerotidae. The record is from RefSeq and is a predicted model, not a curated record. Gene Ontology annotation, cellular component: cytoplasm.